AUGGUUGGUACAGUGUCAGUUUCCGUCGUCGCAUACUGUCAGAUGACUCCGACGUCCGCUAUCCAAUGCUCAACGUCAUCCGAUUCCGACUCAACAUCUUUUGCCUCCGAUUCCGAUCCGUCCUCAGACAACAAUGCCGCUCCUGAAGAUUGGACCAUUUCAGAAGAUCACCAACUCCGCGGCAUGAAACAGGACGAGCGCAGGCCAUCGUGGGAGGCCAUCGCCAAGACACUAGGUCGACCAACCAAGCAAACCAAGCAGCGAUGGAAGACCAUCAAGCAUCGGAAGCACCACGACGCUGAUGCUGAUCCCGCCUCGGACACAGAGUCGAACGUGGUUCCAAACGUCCAUGGCCUAGGAUACAUUCCCGACGUAGAGACUCGUCGACAGACGCACUAUCUCCAUCGUCAUAUCUACGCAGGUCUAUACCCGGCCAGGUCUACGUUCCAGCAGCAACAGACUGAUAGUGAAAGCGGGAGGGACAAUACGAAUAACAAUGAUGAAUGCGGGGACAAGGACAAGGACAGGGACGAGGAGGAUGAGAUUCUCGUCGUUCUUGAACGCAAGCACGAUAGCACAAAAUGGCUCGAGAUCCAGGCCGGACUGUACAAUGCCACGGGGAGAAUGGUACCGCUGGAUGUGAUUCGCUCCAGAUGUCGGCGUGAAGUAGAGUAG
This is a messenger RNA of Geosmithia morbida, 675 nucleotides long. RefSeq lists its product as uncharacterized. The transcript is spliced from 2 exons. The coding region runs from base 1 to 675 and encodes 224 amino acids. The record is from RefSeq and is a predicted model, not a curated record. NCBI's taxonomy places the organism in Eukaryota, Fungi, Ascomycota, Sordariomycetes, Hypocreales, Bionectriaceae.